Molecule: messenger RNA, 7160 nt
Organism: Myxocyprinus asiaticus (Chinese sucker)
Lineage: Eukaryota; Metazoa; Chordata; Actinopteri; Cypriniformes; Catostomidae
Product: glycogen synthase kinase-3 beta-like
Exons: 10
Coding region: 2943-4166 (407 amino acids)
Biological process (GO): regulation of neuron projection development; negative regulation of canonical Wnt signaling pathway; extrinsic apoptotic signaling pathway in absence of ligand
Cellular component (GO): beta-catenin destruction complex; cytoplasm; glutamatergic synapse
Molecular function (GO): tau-protein kinase activity; protein serine/threonine kinase activity; beta-catenin binding
Source: RefSeq, a predicted model, not a curated record
GCAACAGAAAAGUGGCAGUCGAUGUCUGAGAAAGUGUUAGCAUGUGUUCAUGAUAACGCAAGUAAUAUGGUUCUGGCGAAUCGAGGUCUAUAGGAAUCAGUGCCUUGCUUUGCCCACACACUUCAGCUUGCAAUUAAUGAGGGCCUCAGUGUUGCUAGUUUGAGCCGUGUGAUAGCUGCAAGCAGCCGAUUGGUUGCACAUUUUCACCACAGCACAGUAGCCACAACAUCGUUCAAGCAAAAACAAAAACAACAAAACCUACCCGAACACAAACUGAUUCAGUGUUGUCGUACGUGCUGGAAUUCGGUCUGUGACAUGUUUGAACGUCUCCUCGAACAGAGGUGGGCUGUGUCAGCUGCUCUCUCAGAUCGUAAUGUCACGAAACUGUCAGAUGCAAGGACACUUGAGCUGACAGAUGAGCACUGACAAACUAUAGAAGAUUUGACUCCAGUGAUCCAGUCUUUGAAGUGUACCACAACUGCAAUGUGUACUGAGACACAUGUGGGCAUUUCAAUGGUGUAUCCGAUCACAAAUAGCCUCAUCACCAGGCACCUUAAUGUACAGAGCGGAGAGUCUCAGAGAGUGUCUGAUUUCAAAACAUCCAUGGCAGAGUCUCUGAAAUGGCGCAUAUGCGCAGUUGACCUGCAAGAUGCAGAGAAAGUGGCCCUAUCUCUGGUCCCCUCAGCAUUAGACCCAAGGCACAAACAUCUCAAGUGUCUUGAGCCAGAGCUUCGACAGAGAGUAAAGGAGAAACUGCAACAGCUUUGUGACACCGUUCCAGAAAGCGUAGGUGCUGCCGAACAUGGCGACGUUGAACAUGGAGACUUUCAAUCUGGGGCAGCAACAGCUCUCCACACUCUGUUUGGAGAGGAUUACAGCACCAGUGAUGUUUGUUCGCAGCACAACGAAAUCGAGAGCUACCUCAGUGUGGUGGCAGGUAAAUGAGAAAAGGUACAGAAAGCUGAGUGUCCUUGCUCAGUGGUAUUUGUCCAUUCCUGCGACCUCUGUGCCAGCGGAACGCGUUUUUUCCACCGCAGGUCUAGUUAUGAAAAGACUGUUAACUCAAAUUUCACCUGAGCAUGUAGACCGGCUCAUCUUUUUAAAUAAAAACAUGUAGGCUAGCUGCAUAUCCUGAAUGAGUCAGAACAUGAAAUUAAUACCAGGGAUGUGUUAACAGUGGAAGUUAAAUUUACAAAAAUUAAUUGAUGUGUUAACAGUGGAAGUUAAGUUUGCAUGAAAUUAAUAUCAGAGAUGUGUUAACAGUGGACAUUUAUGUGAAAUUAAUGCCAGGGAUGUGUUAACAGUAGGCUACAAGUUAAGUUUACGUGAAAUGAAUUGAUGUGUUAACAUUGGAAGUUUACGUGACAUUAAUACCAGAGAUGUGUUAACAAAGGAAGUUGAACUUUAAGUUUUUAUUACUUUUUUAAUAUGUGAGGUUCAGUAGCCUAAUGUUCAUGUUCAAGAAAAUACUGUUGUUGAACUGUGAGUUUUAAAUAAAAUAUACAAUUAUCAAAAGUAUACACUUGUUGCGAGAUUGCAGCUUGCCCUUGGUGGGGUGACUUGAUGCUAGUCUACAUAUAUGCAUUUGGCAGAUGCUUUUCUCCAAAGCAACAUAAAGGAAUGUUCUGGGUUCAAUACAAGUUAAGCUCAAUCGACAGCAUUUGUAGCAUAAUGUUGAUUACCACAAAAAUUAUUUUGACUCGUCCCUCCUUUUCUUUAAAAAAAAAAAAAAGCAAAGAUCUGGGUUACAGUGAGGCACUUACAAUGGAAGUGAAUGUGGCCAGUUGUUGGAGGCUUUAAAGGCAGAAAUGUGAAGCUUAUAAUUUUAUAAAAGCAUUUACAUUAAUUAUUAUAUUAAAACGUGUGUAUUAUUUGAGCUGUAAAGUUGUUUAAAUUGUCAUAUUUACAGUUUUUACAAUUUUAGGAUUUUAGGGUUUGUUGACAUUACAAAGUUGUAAAAUUGCCUAUAACUUUACGCAAAAAAGAUUAAUAAGUUAUUUUAUCACACAAAAAUCAUGUUUACAUGCAUAUUGUUUAUGUUUGUCUUGUGGCUAUACUUUUAAAAAAGUGACUGUUUUAACAUUCAAAAAUUGGCCCCCAUUCACUUCCAUUGUAAGUGCCUCGUGCCUCACUGUAAUCCAGACAGUACUUAUUCAUUAGGGGUGUAACGAUCCAUCAAUCUGGAUUGAUGCAUCGUUCAAUUAACUAACGAUGCGAUGUCAUUGAUACAACGCGUAAAGUUCAAUGUAAGUUUUUUUAAGAUGCACCUUUAUUUUUAACGCUCUUAUACCAGUCACGUCCAAACUCCUCUGUCAUGCGAUGCAGCAACCUUAUGAUAUCUAUCUCGCUUUAUAAUCGCUAAAUAUGCUUCUCAUGUGGGACACGUAUGUGCGCGGAGUGAUUGAAGUUGCGCUCUGCUUGUCAACCGGGCUGUGAGCUACGGUGACAGGAUAGCGCAGAGCGGCUCACAUGCGCAAUUAAAUCGGGUUUCCCUCAAUAUUAUGGCGCAUGCAACACAUUUGAAUUCUGCAUGAGAAUUUUAGCUUUUAAAGCGCUUUGGAGCAAUUCAGCCAUGUCAAAUGGUUAUAGAGCCCCGAUAUUUUGAACAGAGCUGACGAGGUAAAGAGAAAACACCUCAGGGUUCUCACGCAUCCUGGAAAUCCUGGAAAACUUGGAAUUUUGUCCUGGAAAAUAAUGAUUUGUCCUGGAAAAUAUUUUAGUAUAAUAAAACUGUUUGAUUGUGUCGCUGACAAGGUUUUUGUUACAUGUACAAGUAUUGAAAUAGUGCACUGUGGCAAGGACGAGGGCGGGGCCGGGCCGUGAUGACGAAUGCCCACCCCCAGUCAGGCUAAUCAAGCCGACGAGAGGGAUAAAGUCGGCCGGAAGCGACAGUUCGGGGGAGAGAGAGCUUCAGGCAGCUGCCCUCCCGGGAAGGAGGAGGGAUGUGCUGUCGUGGAGUCCUCGCCACUGCCAUCCACCCAAAAGAGCAGCCGCGGCCUUCCGCCGGUGGACGGAUGAGUUGCUGCCGACUGCCUGGACGCAGAGGAACGGAGGGGCUCGCUGCCGGCCGCCUGGAGUGGUGGAGCCGCUGCCAGGGGCGGAGGAGUUCCCUACCGGCCGCCGAAACGCGGCGGGGCGUUCUGUCCGCCAGGGGUUGGAGGACUCGCUCCAAUCCACCCGGGGAGGAGUGGCUGUCGUCCGCCAGAGGGUGGAGUGGUCGAGGACCGGACGACGGCGUGUCAGAGAACCAGCGAAAAGAUGAGGUGUAUCUAAAUUUGGUUCUGGACUACGUUCCUGAGACUGUGUACAGAGUGGCAAGACACUACAGCCGUGCUAAGCAGACCCUUCCCAUGGUUUAUGUAAAGUUGUACAUGUACCAGCUCUUCAGGAGUCUGGCCUAUAUCCAUUCCUUCGGGAUUUGCCAUCGGGACAUUAAACCCCAGAACCUUUUGCUGGACCCAGAGACGGCCGUGCUCAAGCUCUGUGACUUUGGCAGUGCUAAGCAGUUAGUACGUGGAGAGCCCAAUGUUUCCUACAUAUGCUCACGGUACUACAGAGCGCCCGAGCUCAUCUUUGGAGCGACCGACUACACCUCCAGCAUUGACGUGUGGUCAGCUGGCUGCGUGCUUGCGGAACUGUUGCUAGGACAACCAAUUUUCCCCGGCGACAGCGGAGUGGAUCAGCUGGUGGAAAUCAUCAAGGUGCUGGGCACUCCCACUCGUGAGCAGAUACGGGAAAUGAAUCCAAACUACACUGAGUUCAAAUUCCCACAGAUUAAGGCCCACCCAUGGACUAAGGUGAGUAAACAGGUGUUCCGGCCCCGUACACCUCCUGAAGCCAUUGCGUUGUGCUCCCGGCUGUUGGAGUACACACCCACUGCUAGACUGACCCCACUAGAGGCCUGCGCUCAUUCGUUCUUCGAUGAACUGCGGGAUCCAAAUGUCAAACUUCCUAAUGGACGUGAGAAACCAUCUCUGUUCAACUUCACAACUCAAGAGCUGUCCAGUAACCCCUCCCUGGCCUCUAUCCUAAUUCCUGCUCAUGCACGUAACCAGGCAGGAGCUUCUACUCCCACCAACGCCUCUGCCACUUCAGAUGCCAAUAGUGGAGAUCGUGGUCAGACCACAACUGCAGCCUCUGCCUCUGCCUCCAACACCUCCACCUGAGUGCCCCAGCCAAUCAGACCUGAGCCACCCUCGGAGGCCACGCCCACCCCCACUGCUCACCAACUUAAUGGGCAGGAUUUGAAUCAUGUAACCACCACGCCUUUUCAGACUGCAAGAGCCAACCUUCAUUUACGUCUUUUAUUAUGAAGUUCUGAAAGAGUUCCAAAUUAUACACGGAAAAGCCACGUCAAGUGUAAUCAAUGGAGAGUGACAGGGAAAGAGAGAGCACUGAGAAAUUGGGUGGGGGGGAUGGGGGUGUUGGUCAAACCAUAAAACCUGGUCUGUGACCAGCUGUAAUGUUGUUCAUUCUCAGAGGACAGUCUUGUUAUCUAAGCAAUCUGGUAGCCAGAUCCAUCCACUUCCGUUUCAUUUAUUUAGACUCCCCUUCUCUCUACCAACACAUUCUGUCUCUCUAUCUCCCGUUUCAUCUGUUUUGGGGUCUCUCAUAGCGCAUGGCUUGAAUUUGGUUCGGAGCACCCUGUAUACACCUCAUUUACAUAUAUAUGUAUGUAUGUAUGUAUGUAUGUAGUGUGUGUAUGUAUGUAUACACUAUAUAUAUAUAUAUAUAUAUAUAUAUAUAUAUAUAUAUAUAUAUAUAUAUAUAUAUAUAUAUAUGUGUGUGUGUGUGUGUGUGCAUAAAUGUAUUGGGUUAAAAUUAUGCAGGUUACAAAAUGAGGAUAUAAUGCAACACAAAUCUUAAUUCUAUCCUAAUUGUAUCUGUUAAACACAAGGUACUGUUAUCACACAAGAGUUAUAAAAUUAAAUGCUACACAAAAGUGCAUGUUCCAACAAAAAAGCCAACGGAGAAAACGGCGUGAUGUUUUAAGAGUUUUAAGUGCUUUCAAGCUAAUUUUGUUUUUAUUUUGUUUUAUAAUGAAAGGCAGGACUUUAUGGGUGGCGUAGGACUAGGACAGGCAUUUUGAUUGACUGGUGAGACAUGUUCAACAAGUCUCCAUCUCUGUGUUCUUGUAUGAUAUAUACAUACACAGUUUAUAUAUUACUUUGCAUUAUGUAAAAUAAAUAUAUAUAUAUAGUUAUAUUUAGAUAUAUAUCUAGCAUCAUUCGUUCAGAAUUCAUCAUGGUUUUGCAGUGCAGCAGCUGAUUUUGCUGCUGGCCAAAAAUAUACAGUAUGUAUAUGACUAAGAACUUGGGCACACUCUACUGGAGCAGUUUUCUAGAAAAACGCUUCCCUUUUUCCUGCUGUUUUCUGUUCGCCCCAUGAGAAUUAUAGAUUGCCUUCCUGUCCUAAUUUCCUCCCCUCUCUUGUUAUUUAUUGUUCCUUGUGUGUUAAUGUAAUCAGAUUAAUGGUAGACAUCUUUCUUAUUCACACAGCUUAAUAAAAAAAGGAAGAAAUAUUCAUAAAGCACCAAGUUUGGUUUGUACAUGAAAGUGGCACAGGAAUUCUUCAAUUUCAUGUGCUGGUUGGUAUAGAAAACUCACAUUUUAUUUUGUAUUUUUUUUAAGCCUGUGCUCCAUUUGCAAUGUUAAACUGAAGUGGCUAUGUUGUUUUAACCACUAUUUAACCACUUUCAUAUUUCUUUCUUUUCUUUAUCCUGUCUCAACCUGCAUAUGGAAAGAAUUUACUAUUUUUUUUUUUUUUUUUUUUCAAAAUGUCUUAAUAUGCAACAACAAAAAAACAUGUAUAUACAGUACAGCACAGUUGCUCCUCACCAAAUUCUGGCUUGUACUUUGUAUUUGUUUUUUUUUUUUUUUUUGUAUAAUUUUGUGAGCGUGUGAACCUGUGUAUGUGUGUGUUCUGCUAUGUACAUAUGCUGACCUGAGAACUGUUAAUGAGCAAAAGCAAAGAUGAGGGAUUAAAUUUGGGGGGGGCGGGGGGUGCAAAAAAAAAAAGAUCAGGGCAAAAAAUUAACUGUUUGUUGGUAGACAAGGAGUUUUCUCCAGCCAUAUAGUUCAAUCUUACCUGUACAGUAGGUGCCAGCUAUAUUAUUGUAUCUAUAACUAGUAAUGUAUAGUGUAUCUAUCGUUUGGAGUGCCUUUGCUUCCAUUCACAUCCUGUCCCUAGACCACACCCCUUCCUCGCAUCACACAAUACAGACCACUCCCUUUCCCUACCUGUGACCCUCUGCAAGUGCUGUUGAUUAGUCGAGUCUCUUAUAUGCUGGCAAAAUGACGUUUGUGUCUUUAUAUAGUAGCUACUACCACUUAAUUUCCUUUGAAGCCACACUCAUUUCUAGCAUCUCUGUAGAUGUUUUUCCUUUUUUCGUUUUUUAAGUAGCAAUCACCAUGUUAAAGGAUUAGCACAAAGAUGUAUUUGUGUGAGGAUGAAGUAGAGAUCAGAUACCACUGUCACAAUGUAUGUUUUACACCUGUUCCACUACCAAAGUGAACCAACGAUGAGUGUGUUGUGAUGUACUGUAACAGCGACAUCCCCGGGGGCAAUAAUGAUUUUUUUUCUUUUCUCGUUUAUCUCGGCAAUGAACAGAAUGUUGGCCAGCCGACAGUACGCAGUAGAGAUGUCACAUCAUUCCCUCGACCCUGCACCCUCUGUGUAAAGCUUGCUUGUAAGAUAUGCUACCAUAGAUGUGUUGCUUUCCACGAAUGGUGUGACCACUUCUUGUGACUAAAGUUAGAGUAAAAUAUGUAAAGACACAAAGGUUAAAAAUAAUUACCAAAAUAAGUAAAAAAAAAAAAAGACAAAACGUCAUCAAAUAGUUUUAAGGACUGUGGGCUAAAUACAGACUAUUGCAUUACACACACUUAUUGGGGAAAAAAGUUGUCUUGGAUUAAAACAAACAAAAACAAAAAAUGACAAAAAAUACAACCUGUAUACCAUUAAUAUUACUUGAAUGCCUCUGUUUGUGACUGAAAUGUUUAUUUUAUUUUAAAUAUAUUAUUUUUUCUGUGAAGGUAUGCUAAAUGUCUCCUCUCCUUGUAAAUAUGUCCAUUUUGGUCCUUGGUGUGACUUGGAUUCAGAGACUAGUUACCUGGUACUGUAAUUUGCAUUAAAUAAAGAGUAGGAUAGCUUGGAAAUGA